Messenger RNA from Aspergillus terreus NIH2624, 525 nucleotides. Its product is annotated as FAM207/SLX9 family protein. Gene Ontology annotation, biological process: maturation of SSU-rRNA from tricistronic rRNA transcript (SSU-rRNA, 5.8S rRNA, LSU-rRNA). The record is from RefSeq and is a predicted model, not a curated record. Lineage: Eukaryota; Fungi; Ascomycota; Eurotiomycetes; Eurotiales; Aspergillaceae. Gene Ontology annotation, cellular component: 90S preribosome; nucleolus; preribosome, small subunit precursor. The transcript is spliced from 2 exons. The coding region runs from base 1 to 525 and encodes 174 amino acids.
AUGGCUCCUAUCAGGUCCGCGAAGAAACAGUCCGUUGCUAAGACCCAGGUAGGUGGGAGGGGUGCUCCUCCAUCCACCAAGUCGGGUCUUUUCGACGACGCUUUUCGCACCACAAAGAAGGAUAAGCGCACCAUCAAACAUGCCAGUUUCGUCUCAAAGAUAGAGAAAAGCUCCCAGAAGGCCACCAAGCGUCGACGAGCGUCCAAGAAGCUCGCUACCAACCUUGACUCGCUGGCCGAUGCCUUGCCUGAAACCGAGACAGAAAUGAACGAUCCCAGCAACCAGGUCAACGUGAUCAAGCAAAAGACAUUGAAGCACAAACCUGGUGCUAUGAAACGCAGGGAAAAGCUGGAAAGAAUGGAACGGGACCGUUUCGCGAAGAACAUGGCGCAGAUGUCGAGUAUCGAGACGACUGCGACAGACUCCGGAAAUGAUUCUACGUCGACAUCUAAUCGCUGGGCGGCACUGCGCAGCUUCAUUUCCCAGACAAUGGUGCAGCAACCCGCCUUCCGAACGAACAAAUGA